AUCAGCGGUAGACAUUGCGCAUGCGUUCUCCAAUCUGUCACGACUCAUGCGCCAUAACGAUAAGUUUACUGUCAGCAUUGGUAGCUCCGCCCACUUUUAAGUCACCUAGUGACUGAAUGUGGAGGUGGGGCUGCGGGCGUUCAUUGAUUGUCGGAGAACAUUGAUUACCCGGAAGUAGUUGCAGUAAGAAGCACGUGGGUGCCGGUACCGGAGAAUGAAGCUGUUGACGCAUAAUAUGCUACGAAGUCACGUGAGCGGCGUGACCCGGGGUUUCCCGCUCAUCAUCCGGGCAGAAGAGGUGAAGGUUAACUCAGUGGACUUCAACCGAGAAUUUGUGGCUCGUAUGAUUCCUAAGCUGGAAUGGGAGGCCCUGGUGCAGUCUGCAGAGAGCCUGGGGCACGGCUCAGGCCUACCACGUGAGCUUGUAUCUGGGUAUGACGAUGAUGAGGAGUUCUUGAAGAAAGUUCACCAUGUACUAUUGGAGGUUGAAGUUAUUGAAGGUGCCUUAAAGUGUCCAGAGUCUGGCACAGAAUUUCCUAUUAGCCGAGGAAUUCCCAACAUGCUCAUAAAUGAGGAGGAGUCCUAACUAUCCAUUCUGUCCCCUGCCCUGUAAAUAUUUCAUGUACCACCAUUUGUUUUGUUUCGUUACCAAUAAAAGCUUUUUGUUGUUGGACGUC
This is a messenger RNA of Hyla sarda, 677 nucleotides long. RefSeq names its product tRNA methyltransferase activator subunit 11-2 (gene TRMT112). Bases 215 to 586 code for a protein of 123 amino acids. The record is from RefSeq and is a predicted model, not a curated record. Gene Ontology annotation, molecular function: protein heterodimerization activity. Lineage: Eukaryota; Metazoa; Chordata; Amphibia; Anura; Hylidae. Gene Ontology annotation, biological process: rRNA (guanine-N7)-methylation; peptidyl-glutamine methylation; tRNA methylation. The transcript has 4 exons.